This is a messenger RNA of Geodia barretti, 2066 nucleotides long. Lineage: Eukaryota; Metazoa; Porifera; Demospongiae; Tetractinellida; Geodiidae. The record is from the annotation of a GenBank genome assembly.
ACCUAGCAUCAUUUAUACAACAUUUCUUCCCACCACAUCCUCUAGGUGGGUACUCUACUGAAGUUGGUUGGUUCUUCAGUUCCAGUGGAUGAGUCUCAUUCUCUUCUGGAACCUCUCCUCAGAGAUAAGUCCAAGGUGGGGGUGAUGGCAGGGCAGGCGUGGCAGGAGAUCCAGAGCGUCGUCUCUCUCUUUCGUCUCCUGGGGGGUAAGGAGCAGGUGUUACUCCACCCCGCACUCUCCCCCGCCUACCACCAUUACUCCGGAGUAGUCUUCUCCGUGUUCCAGACGACGGGGGAGGUCCAUAGGGGUCAACGACGUCAUCGGAGCAGGGUUAUACCUGUUGCUAUUGGUGGGAGAUACGACAGACUGCUGAGUGGCCUCAAGUCCAGUGGGGGCGGAGUCUCUCCUGGAAUGGGCGUGGUUGGCAUGGGUGUGGUUGGGGAGGAGAUUAUGAGAGGCGUGACAUCUGAAUACCAACAUGGAAGGUGUCCAGUGACCAAGAGCAGUGUCCUGGUGUGCUGGCUGGGGCACGAGUCACUGCAGGCUCAGUGUUUGAAGCUGGUCACGCAGCUGUGGUCUCACGGGGUGGCAGCUGACUUGGUAUACGAGAACCAGGAGCUAGACUCCCUGGAAGACAUUCAGGAAUUCUGCCGCCGGAGUCUGAUACCUCACAUUGUGGUGUUGAGUGACAAGGAGCUGUUUUUUGAGAGGAAGCAGGUUAGAUUGAGGUCACUGGAAGCCAACGGGAAGACGUCGGAGCGAGUCCUGGGCGUGGCGGAGCUACCAGAGUUUCUUCUGCAGCAGAGAUACAGUACGGACCGCAGCGACUCUGUAGAGACUCAGACAACCACCAGAUCAGGGGGAGGCCCCUCUGGUUCAGACUCGUUUCCCUCCAACGCACGACCACCAGUCAGUGUGACUGUUUUGUCGACCUCUAAGCUGAGUGGCCGCAACAAGAGAAAGAUCCAUGAUGCUACUCGGACAGCUGCUCUGGCCAUUGCUGGAGACGUUCCCUCCGAACAGCUCUGGAGAUAGUGGUGGUGGACCUUAAAAGUGAUGUCCUGUGUUCUUUGGCUGCGGAAGUCAAUGUAAGCUCUCUCUCUAUAUAGCUGCUCAUGAUUCCUCAUUUGGCGGGACGGCUAAUGACAGUCCCCACACUAAGGAUUUGUUCUGAAAACUGAUCCUGAUAACAGGAAUUUGAGUGUGUGUGUGUGUGCAUGUGUCACCGUUCUUGUGAAACUGUGUGUGCGUCAGUAAAGCAUGACUACCGCCCAAUACUUGGAAUAGGGACGGUGUAGCUUCGGAACCUAGGCCUUCCUGUUUAUGCCUGCGCAUCAUGUACAUUUGGAUUAUGGUAUACAUGAUGGUGGUCUUGUUAGUCUGAAGGCCGCCACGAUACGCAACGCAACUUUGUUGUUGCGUGAGUUAAAAUCUUAUGCAGUAACGUCAUUGUGUGGGUAUGAAGUCCGUAGAGAAAAGAAAUGGAGCCUUUUGUAUUGUGUGUUGCAUGGACUAUCAUGGGGAUAAAGUGCAAUGGAGCAUUGCCACACGCACGUUUCUUGGUGUGUCUUGGCCAAGAUACUAUAACGUAGAAGGAGUAUUGGCUUGGGGAUUUCGCUAUGGUUGAUGUUACUUCAUGUAGCGAUGUCCCUUUCAUGUCUCUGUUUCUCUCCGUGGUUCCAGAGAAAGAUAUGUGGACCAGACGGCGGAGAUAUGGUGUCGGUUGUCAAGUCCCUCACCGAGAGACACUCGGCGCUAAACAAGAAGUACGUCACUAGAGUCUGCGAGAGUAUUGAGGAACUUCUGCAGAAAAGAGUGUCCAUGGUAUUUGUGUACAGCCACUCUUCGGAACACUGUCAGACUAUUCUGAACUCUCUCGAGUCACUCGGCAACCUUCACAUCACUGCUUCAUGAUCUCAAUCAUGCAUGCGACAUCAUUGCUGUAUCACAUGAUCCUCACACUUGGUCACGUGACCUCGUCCGUCACAAACAUUCAUACAAUGAGUCACCCAGUUCACAAUGUGUGUAUGUUUAUUUAUUACAUUUUUUAAUUCCGUGGUGGUUAA